AGUGGCCGUAAACGAGCACCAUGAUUGUUGUUUUACGACACGAGAACAGACGAGAAAAGUCCUAAAUUGAUGAUUCGAUGCAGCGUAUAGAUACUUGGGAAAUAUGAAAUUGUACUGUCUAUCAGGUCACCCAACGUUGCCAUGCAAUGUCCUUAAGUUCAAGUCCACCACCAUCAUGCUGGACUGUGGACUGGACACAACCUCGGUCCUGCACUUUCUCCCACUGCCCCUGGUACACAGUCCAAGGUUAUCCAAACUCCCAGGAUGGAUAUCGAAGGAUGGUGCUGUUUCACUUGAAAAAGAGCUGAAGGAGUGUGCCGGUAGGGUGUUUGUGGACUCUUUGCCAGAGUUCUGCCCACCCGAGAGAGAGCUGCUAGACUUGUCCACUAUUGAUGUCAUCCUGAUUUCCAACUACCACUGCAUGAUGGCCCUGCCCUACAUCACAGAGCACACCGGCUUCACGGGCACUGUCUACGCCACCGAACCCACCCUGCAGAUCGGCCGACUCUUAAUGGAGGAGUUGGUCAACUUCAUGGAGCGGGUUCCAAAGGCGCAGUCCGCCACCUGCUGGAAGAACAAGGAAAUACAGAGACUCCUUCCUGGGCCUGUGAAAGAAGCGGUAGAGGUGUGGACAUGGAGGCGCUGCUACAGCAUGCAGGAGGUCAACUCGGCCCUCAGCAAGGUCCAGCUGGUGGGCUACUCUCAGAAAGUGGAGCUCUUUGGUGCUGUGCAAGUCACACCCCUUAGCUCAGGCUACUCGUUGGGAAGCUCCAACUGGAUCAUCCAGUCACAUUAUGAAAAGGUGUCCUAUGUGUCUGGCUCCUCCCUCCUGACUACUCACCCUCAGCCAAUGGACCAGAGCUCCCUGAAGAACAGCGACGUUCUGAUCCUGACGGGCCUUACCCAAAUCCCCACCGCCAACCCAGAUGGCAUGCUCGGAGAGUUCUGCAGCAAUCUGGCCAUGACAAUUCGCGCAGGGGGCAACGUGCUGGUGCCCUGCUACUCCUCAGGGGUGAUCUACGACCUGCUGGAGUGCCUGUACCAGUUCAUCGACUCCGCAAACCUCGGUUCCACGCCCUUCUAUUUCAUCUCACCCGUGGCCAACAGCUCGCUGGAGUUCUCACAGAUAUUCGCUGAGUGGCUCUGUCAGAACAAGCAGUCCAAGGUGUACCUUCCAGAACCGCCAUUCCCCCAUGCCGAGCUGAUCCAGACCAACAAACUGAAGCACUACCCCGGCAUCCAUGGCGACUUCAGCAACGAGUUCCGCCAGCCCUGCGUGGUCUUCACGGGCCACCCCUCACUGCGCUUCGGUGACGUCGUGCACUUCAUGGAACUGUGGGGCAAGUCCAGCCUCAACACUGUCAUCUUCACCGAACCAGACUUCUCCUACCUGGAUGCUCUGGCUCCCUACCAGCCCCUGGCCAUGAAGUGUGUGUACUGCCCCAUCGACACCCGCCUCAACUUCCACCAGGUGGCCAAGCUGCUCAAGGAGGUCCAGCCGCUCCACGUGGUGUGUCCGGAGCAGUACACCCAGCCGCCGCCCACGCAGUCCCACCGCUCUGACUUGAUGCUGGAGCUGCAGCCGCCGCCCAUGCCUUACCGUCGGUGCUCGGUACUGGGGCUGCCCUUCCGCCGGCGCUACGAGCGCAUCCAGCUCUUGCCAGAGCUCGCAAAAUCUCUGGUGCCCUCAGAGAUUAAGCCUGGAAUCUCCGUGGCAACCGUCUCUGCUGUUCUGCAUACUAAGGACAACAAGCAUGUUCUGCAGCCGCCCCCGAAACCUGCCCCAGUUCCACCCAGCAAAAAGCGCAAGCGUGUGGUAGAAGAGCCCCCCGAGCUGGUGACCCCCAAGCCCUUGUUAAGUGGAGCUGUGCCCCUGGAGCCCUUCCUGGCCUUGCUGCACAAGCACGGCAUCACCGAGGUAAAGGUGGAAGACACACCAGACGGACACAUCCUGCACCUGCAGGCAGAGGACACGCUCAUCCAGCUGGAGGAAGAUGGCACACACAUCGUGUGUGACAGCAACGAGCCACUGCGUGCGACGCUACGCGACCUUGUGCUGCGCUUCCUCCAGAAACUCUGAUGCUGCUUCUUUUCUCAGCACCAUCCCCCUUGGCACUGUGGGCUCUUUGUUGACAAACUAUAGCUUUUGUUUGGCACCUGCUUGAGGUCACCAAGGAUAGUAACCAUCCUCUACCAACUCUCUACUUCCUUUCCAAACCCAUUUGACAAACCAGUUGCAGGAGAAGCUCCACCCUCUGCUAGACCUUCCACGUCGUAGAUGGGAGUGCAGCAGGACGACAGCGUCACUCACCAGUCCUCUGACUGUCCCCAUGGAACAGGCACCUAGCUAACUUAUUACUUGUUUUAAUUUUCAUAUUUUGCUGCAAGAGGAAGCUUAUUUUUAUACUGGUCAAAGAACUUCGCUGUGCAGAUGUUCCUCUUAUGUCAUCUAAAGUUCUUCGACAUAGAUAUUAGGAUUACUUUAUUAAAAUUUUUUUUUUUUUUUUUUUUUACAUUUUAGAAAGCUCUUUAUUCCAACAUGUUUUGGAUGUUAGCCCCCAGGGGCAGAGUUUUUCCUGUUCCAGCAGCUCACUUGUAGCACCAGGGGGUGAGAUUGAGCCCGUUUUCUCACCCAUCAUGGAAUCCUUCCUAAUAUUUCGCCAGGGCCCCAGCUAACAUAUGCAAAAGUAGUUUGUUUUGUAAAUUGUCACAUGAGUGAACACAAUGGCCUGAACUGCAGGUGAAAUUAAACCACAAUACAUACCAACUCAAGUGCCUGUACUCGAUUUAAAAGGAGGCAUUCUGAGCUAAACGGGCCUUCCAGGGUGGUUCUCAAAUAUCCAACCCAUUUUCGUAAAAUGUUUUUGAUAGCUUAUUUAAACUGCAAUCCACCCACCCUCCCACUCUUUUUUGUACUUUGUAUUGCUGAUAAUGUCACAGUGACACAAUGUACACAUGCUAGGCCUAGAGGGAAGCUGGGGUCAAAUUCACACCCACAACCCUCCCUCUGUACUGCACUGCCCACUUCAGCUACAAUGUUUGAUUUUAUUAAACCAUGGUAUGCUGUUACUGUUAGUAUUUUAGUGCUGUAGUGAAACACAGGCAUAUGGCACACACCCCACAUGUGGUGUUUAGGGGCCCUUUUCUUUAGGAAACAGGAAGUGGGGUGCACUGUAGACACAGCCAUA
Molecule: messenger RNA, 3188 nt
Organism: Scleropages formosus (Asian bonytongue)
Lineage: Eukaryota; Metazoa; Chordata; Actinopteri; Osteoglossiformes; Osteoglossidae
Gene: ints9
Product: integrator complex subunit 9
Exons: 17
Coding region: 104-2080 (658 amino acids)
Biological process (GO): snRNA 3'-end processing
Cellular component (GO): integrator complex
Source: RefSeq, a predicted model, not a curated record